UUCAGAUUUGGCACCGAAAAUGGUUAGGUAUAGGUCCCAUUUCCCCCCGGAAAUCCUGGAUCCGCCACUAUUUGUAAAUUGAACACAUCAAUUAUGCUUAAUUUAUUGAUAAGUUGCAUUUCUUAUUUUUCAUCAUUCAUAAAUUUUACAAAGUUGAUGUUAUCUAGCUAUGUACAUAGUUUGGAAGUUAAAGUACGGUUCCAUGGGCAUUAUUGUACAGUCAUGCUCCGCCACCUGAAAGUUAUUGUACGUUGGGUUUCUGUCAAAGGUUUUCUGUCUGAUUUAUAGUAUAAAAUCAAAGGCAAAUACGGCACCAUGAUACAGUAUAUAUUUACAGGAUAUAUAUGGCGUGUUCUAUAUUUAGUGUUUUGCUUCAUUUGGUACACUGACAUCCCUCAUUGUUUUAUCAUUAAAUAUGUGAUUCUAAAUCUAAAUUUGACCAUUUUCAGUAUGUCCACAUUGAGAAUAUAUGUCUCUAAAACAUUUCUUGUUAAUCACUAUGUCUCUUCUAAUUAUCAAUGCCUUUUUAUCUUCAUCAGAGGAACGUACACCAUUUCAAUACACAUUUUUUUUCCAUAUUUUAACAGGUAUUGUCGAUAAUUACUUCAAUUAUACAGUUGGAUAUUCACAUUCUGGACUACAGAGGAUAUCUGCCAACUCCACAGAAGUAAUAAUUCCAUUCCCUCAUGAAAAAUAUGGUAACUUCUACAUCACGUUCAACUUGUUCGAUGACGAAAUCGCAGAAAUGAAUGAUGUACCAGUUUUACUUUGUGAAAUAGAGGUCAAAGGCUGUCCCAGAAAUCAGUACGGCAGUCCUUGCAGACCAUGUCCUGUACAGUGUGAUAAGUGUUAUGCAAUUGACGGCUCAUGUGUGUGUCAGGCGGGAUACAAGGGGGAGAACUGUACAGAGGAAUGUUCCAAUAGCACAUACGGUGUGAAGUGUGUGUACAACUGUGGGCAUUGUAUCAAUGGAACGUGUGAUCACGUGACUGGGAAUUGUUUAAUCGGUUGUGAUAGAGGUUGGACAACAAGCAAAUGCAAUACAGCUUGUAGCAGUGGCUGGUAUGGACAGGAUUGUGUGAUGAGAUGCAACGGUCAUUGUAUAACGCCUCAUGUGUGUGAUCACGUGACUGGAUCUUGUCGUGGAGGAUGCGCCACGGGAUGGACGAAUGACGCAUGCGAUUCUGCUUGUAGCAGUGGCUGGUAUGGACAGGAUUGUGGGAUAGGGUGUAGCAGUCAUUGUAUAACACCUCACGUGUGUGAUCACGUGACUGGAUAUUGUCUUGGAGGAUGCGCCACUGGAUGGACGAAUGAUACAUGUGAUUCUGCUUGUAGCAGUGGCUGGUAUGGACAGAAUUGUACGAUGAGAUGUAGCAGUAAUUGUAUAACACCUCACGUGUGUGAUCACGUGACCGGAUCUUGCCUUGGAGGAUGUGCUACUGGAUGGACGAAUGAUACAUGUGAUUCUGCUUGUAGCAGUGGCUGGUAUGGACAUACUUGUGUGAUAGGAUGUAGCAGUAGUUGUAUAACACCUCAUGUGUGUGAUCACGUGACCGGGUAUUGUGUUGGAGGAUGUGCUACUGGAUGGACGGGUGAUACAUGUGAUUCUGGUUGGUAUUUCAUACUAAUUAUCUACGUUUUUUGUAUUUUAUUUAAUUGAUAUCUAUAUUCAAAUUUUCAAACAUAUUUUCAGUGGAUGCAACAUACUAUGGAUAUUAAACAUUUAUGAUAAAUUGCUUGAUUAAUUUGCCUAUAUUACCUUCUCUGGUGAUGUAGAAUUUGAUUAUGAUCUUCAUAUUCCAACAUACGGCUCAAAUGUAUAUAAGACAUCUUUUCAGCACAAUCAUUGACAUCUUUGAUGUUUUCUUCUUUGAAGCAGUUUUCCCCUUUUCUUGCCCUUCUUAGUAUAUAUUUAUAUUGACUUUAUUGUAUCAAAUCACUUGUUUCUGAAUGCAUGUGUGUAUGUAUGUAUGUAAAUGAAUUUGUGUAUCUAUAUGCAAUGUAAUUUGUGUUCUGUGUUUGGUAUAUUUUGAAGUAUAUAUAAUUUGGAAAUGUACAAUACACUAAUCAACUCAACGUCAACUUAUUAUUGUUAUCAUUAUCAUCAGUAUCAAUUACCCAUUAAUCUGUGGAAGUCUUGUUUUAAUUCCAUAUUGAAAAGUGAGCAAUUUCUUUGGUAUUUCAAGUAUUUUUUAUUAAGGGAAUCUUUCAUUAUUUUUCGCAGCAAAAGCAACGUCUUGAUAGUAUUUCACUGAACAAUUAUUUGUAUUGUUGGACAUAAUAAAAUAUAAGAUGUACUUUUGAUUUACUAUACCCGUUUAAUUCAUAUUUUUUUAAAUUUAGCUUUUAACAGUGGCUGGUAUAGAUGAAAUCACGUUACCGGAUAUAGUCUGGAAUGGUGUGCCAUCGGAAAACUGAAACGUGUGAUGCCAAUUCGUGUUUUAUUUUAUUGCUAGUAGCUCUCUGUAUUUCAUGUAUUUUAUUUUCUAUCAGUUGAUACAACAUAUCGUGAGUAUUUGACAACUCUUUGUGGAAGUAUUAAAAUUGUUGAUAACAUAUUUUAUUUAUUUUCUUGCAUGAUUUUUUCUGGUAAUAUAUCUGGUUUUAUUCUAUCUGGGUCAGGCGUUGAUUGGGCACCAUCAUGUACGUCCGUAGCCUAUCAUAAUAUAACAUGGGGAACAGAGAGAUCCGGUUCUCUGGUCAGAUACGACCACGCUGUUACCAUAGUGUAAAACGCUAGCCUGGAAUCCAAUGAAGACUUAUUUCAUGACGUCAUAUGGGUCAUGGAGGGACAAGAAUUGGUUGAUCACUGUUAAUUCGUCAAGUUGGUUAUUGUUGUGAAAAAACAACGACGUGGGAAUCAGAGUGACAGACGUGCACAUUAUAGCCAGUCCAGCAAAUGACAUCACCGUCAUCACGUGACAAUGAUCGGGAUGACGGAGUAGGCAGAAUCGGUUUGUCACCUGGCUUUCCAAGAAUCAUCGGAGUACAACUUAUGCCAACCGCACGUGACAGCCUUCAGUAAUGUUACCAUGUUCAAUUGUCUUAAAAAUAGUAAGGUAUAUGUAUUUCCAAGUAUAUCUAUUAUUGACGCACAGUUGAUAAGGACACCUUCUUGCAGAAGGUAGUUUUGUCGUUCGGUCGGUCUG
Molecule: messenger RNA, 3149 nt
Organism: Ostrea edulis (European flat oyster)
Lineage: Eukaryota; Metazoa; Mollusca; Bivalvia; Ostreida; Ostreidae
Product: multiple epidermal growth factor-like domains protein 10
Exons: 9
Coding region: 470-1660 (396 amino acids)
Molecular function (GO): scavenger receptor activity
Source: RefSeq, a predicted model, not a curated record